Messenger RNA from Nanorana parkeri, 800 nucleotides. It is a transcript of the gene RRP15, whose product is annotated as ribosomal RNA processing 15 homolog. The transcript has 5 exons. Gene Ontology annotation, cellular component: preribosome, large subunit precursor. The record is from RefSeq and is a predicted model, not a curated record. NCBI's taxonomy places the organism in Eukaryota, Metazoa, Chordata, Amphibia, Anura, Dicroglossidae. Gene Ontology annotation, biological process: maturation of LSU-rRNA; maturation of 5.8S rRNA. The coding region runs from base 49 to 777 and encodes 242 amino acids.
GCCCCUCCCGGAAUAGCUCUGGCAAGCACGUGUGUGAUCGGUGGAAGGAUGGAGGUGGCAGAGGAGGGCGCUGCAGGUUCUGAAAGGAGCUCCGAUUUUGCCGAUGACAGUUUCUCAUCUGACGGAGAUGUUGACGAGCCCGAUGUCCCCAAGAAUGAGUCGGAGAAGGAUGUUGAGCCUGAUGGAGAUCCGAACAAAGGCUGGGCUGAUGCCAUGGCCAAAAUUCUUAACAAGAAGAUGUCGGAUAAGGCCGGCACUAUCCUGGUGAAGAGCAAAGUCCUGGUGAAAGAGAAGGAACGGGAGAGGCUGGUGAAGUUGGAAAAGAGGAAAGAGAUUGAUCAGAAGCGACAGUGGGAGAUGCUGUGCCGAGUGAAACCAGAUGUGAUCAGAGACAGAGAGGUGGAGAGAAAUCUGCAGAGAAUCGCUACCAGGGGUGUCGUACAAUUAUUUAAUGCCGUCAGAACUCAUCAGAGUAAAGUAAACGUCAAGCUGCAAGAAGCCGGAAACUCUGAUAGAAAGAGAAGUAAACUGAUGUCAUCGGUGUCGAAGAAAGAUUUCAUUGAUGUUCUCCGAGGGAAAGAGAGUAAAAGUGAACAGCAAGGGAAAAGAGAAUCUAAGAAGAAUGUGGUAAAAUCCGAGGACACGUCCGAGUGGAACAUACUGCGGGAUGACUUUAUGAUGGGUGCGUCCAUGAAGGACUGGGACAAGAACAGCGAGGACGGUGAGGCGGGUGCACCAGCGGGCGAGGAAUACAGCGGAAGCGAUUCGGACAGAUAGCCAAGUUCAGCGGAAGGGCUAAA